This is a messenger RNA of Galleria mellonella (greater wax moth), 2502 nucleotides long. It is a transcript of the gene ITP, whose product is annotated as CHH-like protein. Gene Ontology annotation, molecular function: neuropeptide hormone activity. Gene Ontology annotation, cellular component: extracellular region. Bases 435 to 779 code for a protein of 114 amino acids. NCBI's taxonomy places the organism in Eukaryota, Metazoa, Arthropoda, Insecta, Lepidoptera, Pyralidae. The transcript is spliced from 4 exons. Gene Ontology annotation, biological process: circadian rhythm. The record is from RefSeq and is a predicted model, not a curated record.
GCAGUCCAUUCAAUGCUGCGUACUCGAUUCUCUCGCUCCUCUACGUUCCAUUGCGAAUUGCACAAACUAAAUUUUCGAGUCAAUGUCGAAUCUCUUGCGUGUCUGUGAUCCUGUUCCUCAUUAGUCUUAGCGUAGGUUGUGACUGCGUCGCAUCUUUGAGAACAAUCGACGGCCCCAACCGAACGAACGAUGUGUCUUUACCGAUCCCGAAAACGAUCAAGUUUGUUUUAAACCUUUCUUUACUUUGUAGUGUUUCGGAUGCAGUGUUGAGGAUGUAUAUGUGUGUUUUCUAAUCGAUAUUUAGAUCUGUGCGUAGUGAUGGACAUGCCUGAAUACUACCGUAUGACUUCUAGUGUGAAAAAAAAGAUACUUUCGCUGGUUGAAUCGUUGAGACAGUCGAGCGGUUCCAUUUGCUUGAUGCGAUAACGUUUUAGAUGCAUCUAAGUUCAGUGCAAGUGGUGUGCGCGGCUCUGGUGACGCUGGCGGUGAGCGCGGCGGCGGCGCCCCCGGCGGCGGCGCCGCACCACGUCGCGAGGCGCUCCUUCUUCAACCUACAGUGUAAAGGCGUUUACGACGCAGCCAUAUUCGCCCGCCUCGACAGGAUCUGUGACGACUGUUACAACCUCUUUAGAGAACCACAGCUCUAUACUCUAUGCAGGCAAGACUGUUUUACGACAGACUACUUCAAGGGGUGCGUCGAGGUGUUGCAGGAGACGGAUCAGCUAGAACUAUUCAAGACCUAUAUAAAACAAUUACACGGGGCCGAUCCAGGGAUUUAGGGCAAAAUGCUUCACUACGCCCUAUUUCAAGGGUUGCAUGGAGUCUUUGUACCUCUACGACGAGGAGGAACAGAUAGAUCAAAUGAUCGACUUCGUCGGGAAACGCUAACGCAUACAGCCAGCCCAUUUCGCGCCAACUCUUGACACACGACGCCAUCUUGGUAUAACCCAACCAAGUGAAAAACGCCACCAUUAUAUAACAACAAUGUAUUAUUGAAACGGUAUCACAACUCCACCGCUUUGCCAACAUAAAGCAUAAACAAAUGUCAAGUUCCUCCAGUUGACGUUUGCUUGCUAUCCUCAACGUAUUCUAGUCUUCGAAGCGACAUAAAUUAAUUUAUGUUUGCAACUAAUUGUAAUGUUAUAAUUAAUGUGUAUACAAUUUUAAGGACAUUAUUAGUGUAUUUUAAAAAAAUAUACAUUUUGUGUUAUUAGGUAUGUGUUGUAAGCUUGACAGGUGAUUGUAUAUUACAUUAUACGUAGAACUGUGUAUAUGUACACCUCCUAGAUAUAAAAAAAAAUAUGAAUCGAGAGGCAGUUGUAUAUUCUGGUUCGGUUCGUAUUUUCGAGAUGCCUGCCUUUCAUUUUUGUCAAUGUUACUCUCCGACUGAGAUUGUCAAUUUUAAUGGUCAUUGCAUUCCAAUCACAGUAUUUAUACUUACGCUUCUUUUGUUUUAAAUUUCUUCUUCUAUCUUUUUGUUCGCAUUGAGUAUUAUGUACAGUAUGAAUUAUUAUUUAAUAUAAGACUAACUGUAGUUAGAAAUUAUUGUAAAUCACGUAAGUGGCUUAUACUAUACAGUUAAAUCCAAUUAGGUUACAUUUUAAUUCGUUACAAAUGUUUUGAUGUCAAACAGUGGAUGUCCAUGGGCUGGUGAUGAGAGCGGAACGGUGAUGACGUGACGAACAUAGUUUGUCUAUAAUUUAUUUUUAUGUAAAUUAUGUUAGUACCUAGUAAAUGCCUUUACAAUUCUAGACAUGAUAUUUAUAAUUUGAAAUUUAAACCAAUGUUAUUCAACUUAAACAUGUAUGUUUGGUCGUAUACUGUAUAUUAAUUUAAGUAGUUUAUAAGUAUUUAAAAAAAGGUUUAUUUUUAUAUUGCAUCCAAUCUAUUUAUUGUUUGUUACUUGGAAAUGUUUAUAGUUAGAAAUUACCAGUGAUUGUGGACGCUACUCACAUAUCGGAUUUAUAUGUAUAAGUUGCGGUUUAUACUUAUUUAAAUAUUUUAUAGUCCUGCAGACAACUUUCUCUGUAUCAGAAUCUCACCUUUUUUUUAGUUUUAGCGUUUCUUACAUCACGAUAUUACAGAAAAACACCGUGUCACAUGUAGUCGAUCAAAGUAAGAUUGGGAAUGUCAAUGACCUGGACUUGCUAACUGUCACUUGAAAGGUACAGUUUGCAUAGAAAACUAAUUUGCAUACAUUUUUUUUAUUAUGUUAUUGGACUAAGUCCCGUAAAUAAACUUAUUUUGACAGCUUAAAGCUCACGAUAAUGGCGUAAAAUUUGUCCUAAUCUUAUUUUGAUUGCGCCAUAUGUUUUAAUGGUGCCAAAAGUGUCAAUGACACUUGAUGAAUAAAUGUGUAAUGCUUUUGAAUUUGUAGAAAAAUUAAUAUUGUUAUAUAAAUUGAAAUUAGUAAAAUAUUAACCUAUUUGUAUACAUUUUAUAAAAACAGCUAAGAAACGCUACGGGUUACAUGAAAUAAAUGUUUCAUUUUUAAAAAUCCAA